Oryzias melastigma (Indian medaka) is the source of this 1748-nucleotide messenger RNA. RefSeq names its product methionine adenosyltransferase II, beta (gene mat2b). The transcript has 8 exons. NCBI's taxonomy places the organism in Eukaryota, Metazoa, Chordata, Actinopteri, Beloniformes, Adrianichthyidae. Gene Ontology annotation, cellular component: methionine adenosyltransferase complex. The coding region runs from base 194 to 1174 and encodes 326 amino acids. Gene Ontology annotation, molecular function: methionine adenosyltransferase regulator activity. Gene Ontology annotation, biological process: S-adenosylmethionine biosynthetic process. The record is from RefSeq and is a predicted model, not a curated record.
CUGACUGCAGUUCCGCUGGUUGUCCAGCUGAUGGCGAUGCUGCUACUUUCUUUGACCUAGACGACCGAGCGCGCAAAAGAAGAAGAAGAAAAUGCCGUCUGAUUCAACAAUUGAUUUACUGAAAUUUGUGUUGUAAUUAUUAGACUUCGGUGUGUACUUAGUCGGUCUUGGUUUCCAAACUGCGGAGGAUCAAAUGCCUGGCUUUCCCUUCGCAAAUCCGGAGGAGGAAGAGCUGGUCCAGGGUGUGAAGGUUCUCGUUACCGGGGCAACGGGUCUUCUGGGUCGAGCUGUCUGCAAAGAGUUCCAGAACAACGGCUGGAAUGUCAUCGGCACCGGAUACAGACGAGCACAGCCACGCUUCCUGCGCUGUGAUAUGACCGACGAGGACGCCGUCAAAAGGCUGCUGCACGAGCACAAGCCUGAUGUGAUCGUGCACUGUGCUGCAGAGCGGCGUCCGGACGUCAUGGAAAGACACACUGAAGCUGCUGUUCAUCUGAACGUGCACGCCACGGGCACGCUGGCUAAAGAGGCAGCUGUUUGUGGAGCGUUCUUCAUCUACAUCAGCACCGAUUACGUGUUUGACGGCCGGAGUCCUCCAUACGGCGAAGACGACUGUCCGAAUCCGGUGAACUUGUACGGACGCAGUAAGCUGGAGGGGGAGAGGGAGUCGCUGAGGCACUGCCCAGGCGCUGUCAUCCUGCGCGUUCCCGUUCUGUUCGGGGAGGUGGAGUCGGUGGCGGAGAGCGCAGUGACGGCGCUGUGGCUGAAGGUGGAGGAGGCGGCCGAGGACCACUGCAGCGCGCUGGACCACUGCCUGCAGAGGUUCCCCACCGACGCGCGGGACGUCGCCACCGUCUGCAGGAAGCUGGCCGAGAGAGGCAGACAGGAUCCAUCCAUCAGAGGAAUCUUCCAUUUCUCUGGUAAAGAGCAGAUGACCAAGUAUGAGAUGGCCGUUGCCAUGGCGCAGGCCUUCAACCUGCCGUCUAACCACCUCGUACCUCUGACGGAACAGCCGGCGGCGGCAGCAGCUCGUCCAAUCAACAGCCAGCUGAACUGCUCCCGCCUGGAGCUUCUGAACCUGAGCGUGGAGCCGCAGCCGUUCUCCACCGCCAUCGCCGACUGCCUGUGGCCGUUCACCGCCGACAAACGCUGGAGGCAAACCGUCUUCCACUGAAGGUUGAAGGCUAACAGGAGAGAAGUUCAGGGAGCAGAACCGGACUGGGGUUCUGGCCGGGGUUGGGUUCUUGUCUGCAGAAAUUCUGAGCACUCAAACUUGUUUGGGAGACUUGUAUUAAAGCUCCUGAUUAGAAUGAAGGUCCAGAAGCUGUGAAGAACAGAAGCCCUGCAGACAACAUGACCGACACAAACCUUUGGUUUUGUUUUGAAAUAAGGUUGAGUCUGUUCUUCUUUACGUUGAAGUUCCUUCACUUUAAAGUAGGCGAUCAUCUUAAUCCUUCCAUCUCCUCUGAAGAAGAGGAGGACCUUUGGGAUGAACUUAAAGAACUCAACUGAGCUGUAGAAGUAAUCACUGUAAUCACUAUGUCCACUAGAGGGAGCCAAAGCUCUUGUUUGGAGUUUAGUCUGACUGCUAAUUGUGUUUCUGUGGGAGCCUGAAUGCAGCACAUUCGCAGAUUAGAAUUUGCUUUGUUUGUGUUUAGUAUUUUUGUUUAUCUGUUUGGCAACCACCUAGUGGCAGGAAGGGAGAUUUGGAUCAUAACUUCUGAACCAAUAAAGCUUUAAAGCACUGA